Anopheles nili is the source of this 2972-nucleotide messenger RNA. Its product is annotated as P protein-like. The transcript is spliced from 9 exons. NCBI's taxonomy places the organism in Eukaryota, Metazoa, Arthropoda, Insecta, Diptera, Culicidae. Gene Ontology annotation, biological process: transmembrane transport. The record is from RefSeq and is a predicted model, not a curated record. Bases 1 to 2526 code for a protein of 841 amino acids. Gene Ontology annotation, cellular component: membrane.
AUGCGGCUGAAAUCCGCACGGAAAAGUUUCCGGCGCCAUAAAUCGAAGACGGCGCUCGAUUUUCCCCAACCCAGCGAGGUAACUGAGGCAUCGCUGGAGCUAUGGCGCACGCUGCCACCCAAAAUUCGCCACGAUCCGAGCAUGGUGUCCUUCCAGCAGGUCGAACUGGAGCACGCCCGGAUGCACGGUGAUGGUCAUGAAGAUUCGUUUCCGGAAAUCGAAGGACAAGAGGACGAAGACGGCGAAGAGGACGAUGACGAGGAGGAAGAAGAAGAGGACGAAGAGUACGAGAAUGAGUUCAUCACCAUCAACGUCACCAACGAGGAGGGUCAGAAUAAGGAAAUUGGUCACGUGAAGGAGAAGAAAGAAAUACCGAAACCACACGUGCAUCAUCUAGCAGGGCAUUACAUCGGUAACAUUACGCCUCCGAAGCAUGACGACCUCAACGACACCGGACAGAACCACCUGGACGAGGAUCACCCGUUCCGGAAGUACUCGAAAAUCAUCUGCCUGUUCCUGACGUGGUUGCUGAUCAUGGCGUUUAUGGUGGUGAAGGACGAAAAGCUGGUCGAACCGAAGCAUUUAUCGAUUUCACCCGGUAAAACCAAGGCGUACAUUUUGCCUCAUCUGCCGCAGAGUACACGCAUUAAGGUCACGCUUGAGGGAACGUUCUUGAGUGAGCCGUACAGCAACCUUACCGAGCAUUAUCUCGAGGUCUAUCUUCAGAUGCUGUCGUCUACGCUCGAGGCAAACUCAUCGGAGUUGUUCGCAUCAAGCUCGGCAAAGAAUAUCAGCGAACCGUGGUACAUCCCGAUCGUGCACCCGUACCUGUUCGACAGUGCACCGAUCGUGAAGGAGCAGCGUUUGUUCGACAUCAUUGACAGCAACUACGAACUGCUGCACCAGGCAAAGGGCGGUUUAGUGCGACUGAUGAUUCGAAGUAACAUUCAGGCCAGCAUGCCGGUGGCGAUCCGGUACGAUCAAUCUCCGGUGAAUCGAGACGUCGGUGUCAUUUACGCCGCGUUUGUGCUGAUCUUUCUGUACGUGCUGAUCAUCUGGGAGAUCGUGCAUCGGACGUUCGCGGCGGUGAUCGCUUCGACGCUUGCCAUUUCUAUUCUCGCGGCGUUAAAUGAUCGACCCACGAUGGAGGACAUUAUUGGGUGGAUUGAUGUUGAAACGAUACUGCUGUUGUUCUCGAUGAUGAUUCUCGUCGCUAUCCUUGCCGAGACGGGCAUAUUCGAUUUCCUGUCGGUUUACAUCUAUAAGAUUACAAACGGGAAGAUUUGGAGCCUCAUACAUUGCUUGUGUUUAUGUACGGUCUUAAUUUCAUCGUUUCUGGACAAUGUAACCACCGUACUCUUAAUGGCGCCAAUAACCAUAAGACUCUGUGAGGUGAUGGACAUGAACCCGGUACCUAUUCUGAUGGCAAUCACGGUACACGCCAACAUCGGUGGCACGACCACACCGGUCGGUGAUCCUCCCAACAUCAUCAUUACUUCGAAUCAGUACAUCUUGAAACACGGAGUUACCUUCUUGACCUUUACCGCUCACAUGCUAGUCGGUGUCAUAAUCGUGGUCAUCACGACAAACAUCCACCUGCGCAUCAUCUACAAGAACAUCAACCACCUGCGUAUGCACGAACCAAAGGAGCUGAAAGAGCUCCGGCGCAACAUUAAAGUUUGGGAACGAGCUGCCGGAAAAAUUCCACCAUACUCCAAAGAUGCCAACAUCGUGCGGGAAACGCUCAACAAAAAGGUGAAGCUACUGCGCCACCAGUACAAGAAAAAGAUGACCAAAGGUACCGUGCCGGAGGACAUAUAUCGCUCAACGCUCGAGGAGUUGCAGCGUGAACAUCCGAUCAAGAACCGACCACUACUGAUCAAAUCGGGUGUGGUGUGUGUGUUCAUCGUGUCACUGUUUUUCCUCGAAUCGAUACCGGAACUGCGCCGUCUAUCGUCGGGUUGGGCCGCUUUACUUGGAGUGGUGUUGCUACUGAUCAUUUCCGACAAGAACGACAUGGAUGCGGUCCUAUCGCGAGUGGAAUGGCCAACGUUGCUGUUCUUCGCCGCGAUGUUCACGCUGAUGGAAGCGGUCGAGCGGAUGGGACUAAUCGAUUGGAUCGGACACGCAACCGAAACGAUCAUUCAGUCCGUGUCGGAGGAUCUUCGGCUUGCGGUGGCGAUCAUCAUCAUACUGUGGAUAUCGGCCCUGACGUCUGCCUUCGUUGACAGCAUCCCCGUAACGGCGAUGAUGGUGAAGAUCGUGGUCGCUCUGUCGGAGAAGGCGUACCUGGGCUUGCCUCUUCAGCCGAUGGUGUGGGCGCUGGCUUUUGGUCCGUGUCUCGGUGGCAAUGGGACGCUGGUUGGUGCAUCUGCCAAUGUGAUCUGUGCUGGGAUCGCCGAACAGCACGGUUACCGGUUCAGCUUCAUGGAUUAUUUCAAACUCGGAUUCCCGAUCAUGCUGGUGAGCGUGUUCGUCACUACCGGCUACCUGAUUAUGGCCCACGUCGUCUUUGCCUGGCACUAGGUUCGGAACGGAUCUAGUGGCCAGCCACCCCGUUAGUUUGUAGGAAUGAUCGAGCGCCUGCUGCAACAGCAACCGUUGCAAUCUGGCUCGGUCCCUUGUUGUCCAUUUGUCUAACUGUUGUGUCUUGAACUCACGAAGGAAACGAAGCGUGGCUUACAUUUGCACGUUCUAAACGUACUUUUCACGGUGUAUUUUAGCAACAACAAAAAAAAGAUAAAGCAUCUUUAAAACGAAGCAAAACGAACGUGAUUUAAAAUCGAUCCCUAUGCGCAUAUGGACGCCACUUUUCCGCCAGCGCUAGAAAGGCUGACUGAAUGCGAUGCGCGUGUGCGUGUGUGUUUGUUAAUUUGUAAUAUCAUACCUUUUUUGUUUUGUUGAACAUUGAUAAGAAAUGUGUACACAUUUUAUGAUUCAAAUAAAGACGGAGAACAAGCGUUCAGCGUUAU